This is a messenger RNA of Lytechinus variegatus (green sea urchin), 1904 nucleotides long. Its product is annotated as N-acylethanolamine-hydrolyzing acid amidase-like. Bases 39 to 1142 code for a protein of 367 amino acids. The record is from RefSeq and is a predicted model, not a curated record. Gene Ontology annotation, biological process: fatty acid metabolic process. The transcript has 9 exons. Gene Ontology annotation, molecular function: fatty acid amide hydrolase activity. Gene Ontology annotation, cellular component: lysosome. Lineage: Eukaryota; Metazoa; Echinodermata; Echinoidea; Temnopleuroida; Toxopneustidae.
AAAACGGGGUUAGGACUUAGGGUGCUCUACGAAGAAACAUGGCACAAUUAGGAUCCGUGGGAUUCGCAUUCUUCGCGUUUUGUGCUCUAAUUUUGACGGCAGUGUCAGCGGGUCCUAGCUCUAGACUCCCGGCGGAAAGUCUCCCCGUACCACGGCUGAGCGUGAACCUCGAUUCUCCUGCAGAGGAGCGAUGGGGUCCCGCAUUGCACCACUGGAAUUUGACUAAAAUGAGAACUCUUUUUAUUGGGACAAUUGAACAAAUGGUACCCAAGGAAGCUCUUCCAUUGGUAGACCAGCUUGGUGAUGUCUUGGAUGAACUCCUCCCGGCCCCUUACUCAGGAGAAAUCAGGGGAGUUGCAAAGACCAUAGGAAUUGGUGUCGGCGAGAUGGCUUUCAUUAAUAUGAUCUAUGACUUUACAGCAGCCUGUACAAGCAUCGUUGCCCAGGAUGCAAAUGGUACCAUCUGGCAUGGUCGUAACCUCGAUUAUGGUUUCUCAACUUCCUUGAGUAAUGUCACAGCUAUCAUUGAUUUCAAGUCACAGGGAAAGACUGUUUACACAACCACUUCCUUUGUUGGUCAAGUGGGAGUUUUCACAGGAAUGAAACCAAAUAAAUUUACCAUCAGUCUGAAUGAGAGAGAUCAGGGAGGUGUGUUUAAGAAUGUUGUUGAGUUGUUGAAGGCCAUACUUCUGAAGGAAGUCAAGUUUACUACCUUCGUCUUGCGAGAUGCUCUUGCCAAUGAUAACAGCUUCGAUGAGGUCGUUCAGAGGUUCACCUCUCAAGAAGAGGUCGCCCCUGCGUAUCUCAUCAUUGGAGGAAUCAAACCGGGAGAGGGCAUGGUCGUCACCAGAGGCAGGGAGACAACUAUCGAUGUAUGGAGAUUGGACCUCUCAGGAAAUAGAUGGUUCCUGCUAGAGACCAACUAUGAUCACUGGGUACCACCCCCUAAAUCUGACGACAGGAGAGAUCCUGGAAACAAGGCCAUGAAUGCAGUAGGAGAGAAAAGCAUCAAUAACAACACAAUGUGGAAUGUGUUAUCUACUCAGCCAGUAUUGAAUGAGGACACCAUAUACACUGCCUUGAUGUGCGCUGCUAGGCCAGAGAUCUACAGUACACGUCUGAGGAAACUCCCCGAUCAUUAAUACUCUGUUUUUUGAAGACUCAAUUGAAAGCCUGCCUCUUUAAUCAGCAAUAAAUCAAAGAUUAUUUUGCUUAUAUUUGCUACAUUAUUCCUCAUAUAAUUUGUUGUGUUAUUCCUCCCAUCAUUUUUAUUGAAUUCUUGGUAAAGCAGUUUUUCAUCUUGCAUUUCAUACUUUUGCUUUAUUCACUUGGUGUAGGCUUGUAUAAUAUGUUUUGUAUUUUUUAAACCCCAUAUCUUAAUCGAGUGAAAUAGAGUGAAAUGUACAAAUUUAUUUUGCGAAUUCACUCUUGGCCAGUUAAUUUAUGUGAGUUCAAAGUUCAGAAUAUAACUUGCCAUUGAUUAAAAAUGUUUAUGAAAUGGGGUCCAGAGUGUAUUAAGCUUACAUAUUGUAAUGUCAUCGCUUGAUUUUCAUCAUGUUAUACAGUCCUAAUACAAAAAUUUUAUAAAGCAAUUUAUUUGGAUUUAUAAAGCAAUCUUGCCCAAGGAUACAAGGUGAUGCUAUUGUUACCCCCAGCUUUAGCUGCGCUGCCUGUGUAGGCGCUCAAGCAUUCAAGGAAUUUAUUCCUACUCAUUACCCAUUCAACUCUCCUGGGUUGAGUGCAGCACAAUGUGGUUGAAUUUCUUGCUGAAGGAAAACACUGUGGCAGGGAAUCGAACCGACGUCCCUCUGAUUGAAAGACAAGUGUUUUAACCACUAGACCACGGCGUCCCCAGAUAUGAGGAGUAUGAAGUGAAUAACAAGUACUAGUAUUCUCUAUUGAUA